Molecule: messenger RNA, 1397 nt
Organism: Solanum pennellii
Lineage: Eukaryota; Viridiplantae; Streptophyta; Magnoliopsida; Solanales; Solanaceae
Product: glycerate dehydrogenase
Exons: 13
Coding region: 70-1230 (386 amino acids)
Cellular component (GO): cytosol
Molecular function (GO): glyoxylate reductase (NADPH) activity; NAD binding; hydroxypyruvate reductase (NADH) activity
Source: RefSeq, a predicted model, not a curated record
UCAGAAACCAUAUGAUAUGAUUUAAACAAGAGAGUUUAGAGUUUAGAGUAAAUAAGGAGAGAGCAAGAAAUGGCAAAGCCAGUGCAGAUUGAAGUGUGGAAUCCAAAUGGAAAAUAUAGAGUUGUCAGCACAAAAUCGAUGCCUGGGACUAGAUGGAUUAAUCUUCUCAUUCAACAAGAUUGUCGUCUUGAAAUAUGCACUGAGAAGAAAACUAUUUUAUCAGUUGAUGACAUUCUUGCUCUUAUUGGAGAUAGGUGCGAUGGUGUCAUUGGCCAGUUGACAGAAGAUUGGGGAGACACACUGUUCUCUGCAUUAAGCAAGGCUGGAGGGAAAGCUUUUAGUAACAUGGCUGUAGGAUACAACAAUGUUGACGUCGAAGCUGCUAACAAGUAUGGUGUUGCUGUUGGAAAUACACCUGGAGUACUGACAGAGACUACAGCAGAGUUAGCGGCUUCACUUUCUUUAGCUGCAGCGAGAAGAAUUGUGGAGGCAGAUGAGUUCAUGAGAGCUGGAAAAUAUGAAGGAUGGCUUCCACAUUUGUUUGUGGGGAACUUACUUAAAGGACAAACAGUUGGCGUGAUUGGGGCUGGUCGUAUUGGAUCUGCUUAUGCUAGAAUGAUGGUUGAAGGCUUCAAAAUGAACUUGAUAUACUACGACCUAUAUCAAUCUACUCGUCUAGAAAAAUUUGUGACAGCCUAUGGUCAGUUUUUGAAAGCCAAUGGUGAACAACCUGUAACAUGGAAAAGAGCUUCAUCCAUGGAGGAGGUCCUCCAAGAGGCUGAUGUGAUAAGUCUACAUCCAAUCCUUGAUAAAACAACGUACCAUCUUGUGAACAAAGAACGGCUGGCACUGAUGAAGAAGGAAGCAAUACUUGUGAACUGUAGUAGGGGGCCUGUUAUUGAUGAAGUAGCUCUUGUUGAGCAUCUGAGGGAAAAUCCCAUGUUCCGUGUUGGCCUUGAUGUCUUUGAGGAUGAGCCCUACAUGAAACCCGGCCUUGCAGACAUGAAGAAUGCUGUUGUGGUACCCCACAUAGCUUCUGCUUCUAAGUGGACUCGCGAGGGAAUGGCUACCCUGGCCGCUCUGAAUGUUCUGGGGAAAGUUAAAGGCUACCCAAUUUGGAGCAAUCCAAACAGCGUGGAACCGUUCUUAAAUGAGAAUGCACCGCCCCCUGCUGCAUGCCCUAGCAUUGUGAAUUCAAAAGCUUUAGGCUUACCUGUUUCGAAGCUGUGAAGUUGAAAUGUUUUAAGUGAUUCAACAUAUAUAUGCCAAAUUACUGGAAAUGUCUAUAUAUAUUUCAAGCUUGCUAUACUAUGUCUGUCAUGUAUCUCUCAUUUGGUUUACAUGAUUUUGCUAUAAUUAGGACACAAAUUUUAUACGCAAUUUCUUGUUUUAACACA